This is a messenger RNA of Zingiber officinale, 1806 nucleotides long. RefSeq lists its product as uncharacterized. Gene Ontology annotation, molecular function: protein binding. The record is from RefSeq and is a predicted model, not a curated record. The coding region runs from base 20 to 1636 and encodes 538 amino acids. Lineage: Eukaryota; Viridiplantae; Streptophyta; Magnoliopsida; Zingiberales; Zingiberaceae. The transcript is spliced from 2 exons.
UUGAUGCGGGUGUCCGUUCAUGGAACCCGCCGCCGCCGUUGCCUCUGGUUACCCGGCCUCAAUCGAUUCCUCCCCUCUGUCGCUUGGCUGCGAUUCCUUAGACGAAACGAUCCCUCCUUCCUCCGCGGCAUCGUCCGUCGGUUGCAAGCUCCGCCUGAUGUGCAGCUAUGGCGGCCGCAUCGUUUUCCGACCGACCGACAAGGCCCUCUGUUACCUUGGAGGCGAGACCCGCAUGGUCGCCGUCGAUCGGCGUUCACCGCUGGCUGAAGUAUCCGCCAGGCUCUCCCGCGUUCUUCUCGACGGGCGAUCUUUCUCCCUCAAGUACAAACUGCCAGACGAGGAUCUCGAUUCUCUCAUCUCCGUCUCCACCGAGGAGGACCUGGAGAUCAUGAUCGAAGAGAUCGAUCGCAUCUCGACCGCCGGAGGAGACGGGAUUCGCUUACCGCGCCUCCGCCUGUUCUUGUUCCUGUCGGAACAUUCUUCCCGCGUUCGGUCGAUAUUGGAGGAGUCAAAAUCGGAAACUUGGUUCGUCGACGCCCUCAAUAAUGCAAUCAAUGGCAUGGGCAUGGGCACGGGGACCGACGAACUCCCGCGCGGAUCCUCCUCCGACACCGCCUCAAUCAACUGCCUCCUCGGCCUCGAAGACGACUUGUCUAUCCACUCCCAUGGCGGCGGCACCCAGCCUGAGCCUGAACAGCUCGUCCUCACUCGGCCCGACUCCAUGGCGAAGCUUGGUAGCGAUUCCUCCUCCGCAUCUACAUCAUCUGCUCUGUCUCUCUCCAAUCUCCCACCUAUUCCUGUUCCUUCCGAGGAACGCUGUUCCGAUCAGUGCAUCGCCCUUCUGAUCCCCCUCUCAUCCAGCAAUUCCGCGACGCAGAUUGAAGACGAAGAUUUCGAUGAAAAAUCUGAACACGGUGGCAUUCUACAACCUCCAGAGCUCGCCGACGUUGUGGCAGCCAUCUUCUCCAGUUCAGAAUCAAGUCCUACGAAUGUUAUUCAGAACUCCGAUGCAAAGGUCUCUUCUGAUCCCAUUAUCCCAUUUUCAGUAGCAGAAUCUCCCCUUGUUCAUCAACAUCCGUCCCAGUUUAUUGAGGCAAAUGCACAUUACAUCCACCACCCAACAGCCAGUACAGUCUUCCCUGUGCAUCCCUACCACCCUAUUGCAAUGCAGCAACCACCACAAGCCUCCCAGAUUCCAGUAUACUACUUGCCCGUUCCCCAACAUAUGGCAUACCCUUUAUUCUCAUAUCAGCCCAAUUUGAUUGAUCCUGGCUUAAUGACAUCAUCUGGAAAGCCAUCUCUUCCUAUUUCAUGUGCCCCAGAGAACCCUGAAUCGGUUGCCCUUCCUCCCAUUCCUUCUGCAUGCCCUCCUCAGCUGAUCCAGUUACUCCCCAAUCAAACUCAUCCUUAUGCUGGACCGAAGUAUCAUUGGAUGCAGCAUCCCCACCAUGCAAGCAUGGCUAAUUAUGUUUAUGAAAUUUCCGCUGAUUCUGGACGUCGACCUCAGAUGUACUAUUCUCAGGCAUUUUCACAACCACCUUUAGCCUCUCAGUUUCAGACAGUGAACUUGGCAGUCACAGCACCUGAAACUGCUGAUGCUGCUGCUGAAGAUUUGAAGAUAUCAAUGGCAUUGUGAUCACUAGUCAGUAGCCUAGUUGAAAAAACUUCUUGUUGUAAAAUGUUUCAUAUCUUUCCGAAAACUGUUGUUCUCAUGGAUUAGGCUGCAUCUUUCCAUUUCGUCUGUAAUGCUAAAAUUUCAAAGUAGCUAACAUGAAAUCAGAUUAAAUAAAAGGUUCCUUUGCUUUG